This is a messenger RNA of Sciurus carolinensis (gray squirrel), 261 nucleotides long. RefSeq names its product mitotic-spindle organizing protein 1-like. The transcript has a single exon. NCBI's taxonomy places the organism in Eukaryota, Metazoa, Chordata, Mammalia, Rodentia, Sciuridae. The coding region runs from base 1 to 261 and encodes 86 amino acids. Gene Ontology annotation, biological process: mitotic spindle assembly; microtubule nucleation by interphase microtubule organizing center; gamma-tubulin complex localization. Gene Ontology annotation, cellular component: interphase microtubule organizing center; gamma-tubulin ring complex; centrosome. The record is from RefSeq and is a predicted model, not a curated record.
AUGGUGAGUGGCAGCGGCGCCGGGGCCUUGGCGUUAGCCGCUGCCAAUUUGAAUGCGGUAAGGGAGACCAUGGACGUUAAUCUUGAGAUUUCAAGAAUUUUGAAUACUGGCUUAGAUAUGGAAAAGCUGUCUAUUUGUGUACGUCUUUGUGAACAAGGAAUUAUCCCAGAAGCUUUAUCAUCUGGUAUUAAGGAACUUCGCAAGGUUACUGAAGCACUAAAGGCUCCUGAAAAUAUGACAAGCUAUCUGGAGACAUCCUAA